CCAGCGGGACGGGACGGGAGAGGCGAGCGGACUGUCGGACGGAAACGCCGGCAGGAGCAAGGGGAGCCAGCGGGGGCAACCGGCACCGCUCCGCGGGAGGAACCUGAACCUGUCCAGCAGCGCCGGAGGCAGCGGAGAGAGCCGCUCCCCUUUCCUCGUUCUCCUCCUCCCUCCUCAAUCCACCCCCGCGACCCUGGUCCUCCUCCUCCUCCUCCUCACCCCACUGGAUACAGCGAGGGAGACACUGCGGCGGAGGCGGCGGCGGCGGCGGCUCCUGCGGGGGGAAGGAAGCGCCCGGAGAGCGGAGCGGCGGGAGGCUGCGGAUCUGCGUGCCUGGCGCCCACCCAGCCCGAGGGGAGCCCCCAGGAUGCGGCUGAAGCCCGGCGCACUCCUGCGCUUCUACAGCCUCUGCGGGAUCCUCGUACAAGUGGCUGCUACAAAGAACAAAGCUAGAGGAAGCCAAGGGCAGUUUCCACUUACACAGAAUGUCACUGUUGUUGAAGGGGGAACAGCAAAUUUGACCUGCAGGGUCGAUCAAAAUGAUAACACCUCCCUCCAGUGGUCAAAUCCAGCUCAACAGACACUGUACUUUGAUGACAAGAAAGCUCUGAGGGACAACAGAAUUGAGCUGGUCCGAGCUUCAUGGCAUGAACUGAGUAUCAGUGUCAGUGAUGUGUCUCUGUCGGAUGAAGGGCAGUACACCUGCUCUUUAUUUACUAUGCCUGUCAAAACGUCCAAGGCUUUUCUUACUGUUCUCGGUGUUCCCGAGAAGCCACAAAUUACUGGAUUUACCUCACCAGUUAUGGAGGGAGAGAGGAUGCAGCUAACUUGCAAGACGUCUGGUAGUAAACCAGCAGCUGAUAUCAGAUGGUUCAAGAAUGACAAAGAAGUUAAAGAUGUUAAAUAUUUAAAAGAAGAAGAUGCAAAUCGUAAAACAUUCACAGUCAGCAGCACAAUGGAUUUCCUAGCAGAUCGCAAUGAUGAUGGUGCAGUUUUAAGUUGCAGAGUAGAUCAUGAGUCCCUAAACUCUACACCUCAGAUAGCAAUGCAGGUUCUAGAAAUACACUAUACACCUUUAGUUAAAAUCAUUUCUUCCAAUUCAUGGCCUGAAGAAGGACAAUCUAUAAUUUUGACUUGUGAAUCCAAAGGAAAACCAGUGCCAGAACCCGUACUGUGGACGAAGGAUGGUGGAGAACUACCAGAUCCUGAGAGAAUGGUUGUCAAUGGCAGGGUCCUAAGCAUCAGUUUCCUAAACAAAACAGACAAUGGCACAUACCGGUGUGAAGCAAAAAAUCCUAUUGGCCGAAAUAGCACAGAAUAUGUCCUGAUAGUACAUGAUGUUUUCAACACUUUGCUUCCCACUACUGUCAUCCCCUCCCUUACCACUGCAACAGUCACAACCACUGUAGCCUUAACAACCAGCACAACAACCGCAACAGCCAUCAGCACCAGAGAUCCAAAUGCUUUGGCUGGACAGACCGGACCUGACCACGCUCUUAUAGGAGGAAUAGUGGCUGUAGUUGUCUUUGUAACACUAUGCUCUAUAAUUCUCCUCGGUCGAUACUUGGCAAGACAUAAAGGAACAUAUUUAACAAAUGAAGCAAAAGGAGCUGAAGAUGCCCCUGAUGCCGACACAGCCAUUAUCAAUGCAGAAGGCAGCCAAGUCAAUGCAGAGGAGAAAAAAGAGUAUUUCAUUUAGAUGCAGAGCUAGAAUCUUGGCGUUUUACUUAUCAGGCUGACUGCUGGAGAAAACUGGCUAUCAUUUCUCAAAAUUCAUUUCUGCCAUCUUCUGCUAUCUUUAUUAACUCACAUACCUGCUAUAAGUAGCCAGUUUAUGCCAACAAUCAGCUGUUGACAUCCUCAUUCUAUAAUUACUGUAUCAUGUGUAAAGCAGGACAUUUCUUACUGCCUAAAAUUCAUAUCCACUGCUCUCUUAACAUACAGUGCUUGAAUAUACAGCCUUAACAAUGUUAAUCAUCAUCUUAAUCCAAGUUUUCUACAUUUUUAAAUGUUAUGCAGCUUUCAUCUUUUUCAGUUUUCUUUUAUCAUGUCCCUAUUAGUAUGUCAUAGAACCAUAUUAAUAACAAAUAGUAUUAGGUAAGGACCUAAUUUACUUACAUAAAAUGUUGAGUCUAAGACUAGAGGUUUAUAAAGAGUGUUUUAUACAUGUCUAUCUGUAAUUCAAAAAGCAACUUGUUUUUGAAACAUACGACUUAGAAAACACAAAAUUAAAUCCUUUUAGUAUAGAGUCUUGUAUGCUUGGAUUUGGUAGAAAAAAAUAUCAAUCCACUGAUUAUUUUUUUGCUUUGUUAUGUUACAUUUUAAAUGGUACCUUGACAACAGUGCCAUGUUGCAGUGAUAAAAACAUGCUGAAUAGGUAUACAGAUUCUGCAAAGUUAGAUAAUAGAGCUUCAUUUGGAUCAAAUUUUUCCCUCCCUAUUACUGCAUUUUGGGUUCACAAAGAUUGGAGAACUUUCUGCAUAUUUUCUGUUUUUAUAAUUUAUUUGCUUCAUAUGAACUCACCUGCCUACUCAAAUUUUAAGUGUUUGUGGGGCACAACUGCAAGGCAUUUUAGUAUCUGUAUAUACUGCAUAUAAUAAAUACAAUUAAACAUUAUUUGAUACAUAUUUAACUUUUUUGGCAGUUGCUAAGUCAGUCACAAGUAAGCAUUUUCUAAUGUCCAUUAUAGCCCUUUAGAUAUGACUCAAAUCAAUAUUCUGAGUAGAUAACAUGUAUUAGUAUUUUUUGUCUGUAUGUCCUAGCACUGUUCAGCAGCAAACUUUUCUAGUUCUUGUUAAUUUUUUCUUUGUUAUACAAUGGAAGCACAAUGUUAUAUGGAAAGGUAGUUUUAAGCUAACAACCAGUGCACAGCCUCAGGUUUUAAAUUACAACCACAUUUGAUUACUAUACUUAAAAAAUAGUAUUGAGUUGCUAAAAUUAUCAAAUUUUAAUUUGGCAGUUCCAGAGCUGCUUCUCUAUGUUGGUUUGCCAAAAAAAAAACCAAAAAAAAAAAGGAAAAAAAAAAGGAAAAAAAAAAGGAAAAAAAUAGAAGAAAAAAUAGAAGUGUUAAAACAAAAGAUAUAUGUUUUGUGUAUACAGUAAAUGGACUAAUUCUUUAUAUUAAAUUCCUGUCUAUGCAUUUUGUGAGGUACAAACUUAUGUCACCGUGAAUGAUAGAGAAUUCCUGCCAUGCUUUUAGCUCCACAGUGAAAGUCUCUGUUUGGAUUAUUUCUGAUUUUUAUUUUAUUUUUUUGUGUAAUUGACAGCUGAAAAAUCACAUGCUCUUAAAUAUGACAACAAAACACUGUAAGCCCAUCGGCUUAUUUCCUCUUCCAAUGAAAUAAAAAGGUUGCUAUAACAGCUCUUGGAAAUGAUUCUACACUGGAGAAUGCAAGUUAGUCUAGCUGGAGCUUGUCUUGCUCCAAAGUUCUGCACCUUUGAUAAAAGAGUAUUUCUCUCUUGUUGCUGUAUUUGUGAAGCUGAAAAGCAUGAUGGUCUGCUGUAAAGGACUUUCUCCUGGGAUUUUAUUUUUGUGUGGGGAAGGGAGAGUUUGGAAUAUAACAUCAUGUAGUAUGGUAAAAUGGAAGAUAAAGGUGCUGUCUCAGAUUAUUUAUCAGAAGAGUAUAAACCUUUUAAGGACAAUAUUAGAGUAUUUUAAUUCUUUUUGUUGAAACAUUUAUCUUGUUUAUUUCUAAGAAAAAAAGGUGACGUCAAUCAAAGCAGCACUUUUUUCAAAAUAUACAGACAUAAAUAAUAUGAUGUGGUUGAGUGUUAACAUAAUAAAUCAUAUACAGUAUGACAUUUUAAAGAAA
Messenger RNA from Apus apus (common swift), 3812 nucleotides. It is a transcript of the gene CADM2, whose product is annotated as cell adhesion molecule 2. The transcript has 11 exons. The coding region runs from base 368 to 1699 and encodes 443 amino acids. Lineage: Eukaryota; Metazoa; Chordata; Aves; Apodiformes; Apodidae. The record is from RefSeq and is a predicted model, not a curated record.